Molecule: messenger RNA, 1284 nt
Organism: Acanthosepion pharaonis
Lineage: Eukaryota; Metazoa; Mollusca; Cephalopoda; Sepiida; Sepiidae
Source: the annotation of a GenBank genome assembly
AUGUUUUUCAUUUCUUUGUUUUGUCAACUUAUUUCUUCUUUCUUUCUUUCUUUCUUUCUUUCUUUCUUUCUUUCUUUCUUUCUUUCAUUUAUUCCUUCCGUCUUUCCUUCUAUCUUUCCUUCUUUCUUUCCUUCUUUUUUCCUUUUCAGCCAUCUUUUUAUGAUUUCAUCGUCCAUUCUUUUUCCUUAUUUCUUUUUUCCUUUCAUUCUUUCCAUCUACUAUUUUCUUUCUGUUUUUAUCUUUCUUUCUUUCUUUCUUUCUUUUUUUCUACCAUCGCUUUUCAUUUAUCUUUUUCUUUUACCUACCGUUUUUAUUUAUUUAUUUAUUCUUUCUUUCUUUCUUUCUUUCUUUCUUUCUUUCUUUCUUUCCUCUCUCUCUUUCUACCAUCGCUUUUCAUUUAACUUUUUCUUUUACCUACCGUUUUCAUUCAUUCUUUAUUUUCUUUCUUUUCCCUUUCUUUCUUUCUUUCUUUCUUUCUUUCUUUCUUUCUUUCUUUCUUUCUUUCUACCAUCGGUUUUCAUUUAUCUUUUUCUUUUACCUACCGCUUUCAUUCAUUCCUUCUUUCUUUCUUUAUUUUCUUGUAACAUUUCUUUUCAUCUUCAUCUAUCUUGCCUCCCUACCGUUUUCUUUUUCUUUUUUCUACCCUCUAUCUCUAUUUAUUAUUUCUUUAUCUUGCAUACUUACCGUUUUCUUUCGUUCUUUCUUUCAUUUCCAUUUCUACUUUUUCUGUAUUUCUUUCUUUCUUUCUCCCCUCGAUUUCCAUUUCUUCUUUUUCUUUUACUUAUCGUUUUCUUUUUCUUCCUUUCUUUUUCUUUCUUUCCUUCUUUCUUUUUUCGUUCUUUCUUUCGUUCUUUCUUUCUUUCUUUCUUUUUUCGUUCUUUCUUUCUUUCUUUUUUCGUUCUUUCUUUCUUUCUUUCUUUCUUUCUUUCUUUCUUUCUUUCUUUCUUUCCUCGAUUCCAUUUCGUUCUUUCUUUCUUUCUUUCUUUCUUUCUUUCUUUCUUUCUUUCUUUCCUCGAUUCCAUUUCGUUCUUUCUUUCUUUCUUUCUUUCUUUCUUUCUUUCUUUCUUUCUUUCUUUCUUUCUUUCUUUCUUUCCUCGAUUCCAUUUCGUUCUUUAUCUUUUACUUAUCGUUUUCUUUCUUUCUUUCUUUAUUUUUUCUUCCUUCCUUCCUUUCUUUCUUUCUUUCUUUCUAGCAUCUCUUAUCAUUUAUUUUUUCUUUAUCAGCAUACCUAUGCAUAUACUGAAUAAAAAUAAACAUAAGUCAAUACACCAAAUUAGCACAUAG